GAAGAAAUCCAGCCAAACAGAUGCGACGUUACUUCACCCAACGCGCAUGCGUACUGCUCUGGCUAAUUCAUGUGCUGCACGCCGUGCCCGGUGGAGGUCACAGACGCCUGAGCAAAACCCAGUAAAUUUGGAUUGUCCACAAUGGCCAAGCUGUUUGAGUCUAUUGGGAAGCUGGGACUGGCCCUCGCCAUAGGUGGAAGUGUUGUGAACUCUGCCCUUUUCAAUGUUGAUGCAGGCCACCAGGCGGUGAUAUUCGACAGGUUCCGGGGCGUGCAGGAAGCAGUGGUCGGCGAGGGCACUCACUUCAUCAUCCCUUGGGUGCAGAAGCCCAUAAUGUUCGACUGUCGCUCCCGUCCCCGAAACGUGCCCGUCAUCACAGGGAAGCAAAGAUCGUUCCCUCCCACAGAUCUCCAGAAUGUCAACAUCACGUUGCGUAUCCUCUUCCGGCCAGUGAGCACGCAGCUCCCACGCAUCUUCACCAGCAUUGGCGAGGACUACGACGAAAGAGUGCUACCGUCAAUCACCACAGAGGUGCUGAAGGCCGUAGUGGCUCGGUUUGACGCCUGCGAGCUCAUCACGCAGAGAGAGCUUGUCUCUCGCCAGGUCAGUGAGGACCUCACAGAAAGAGCCUCCACCUUCGGCCUCAUCUUGGAUGACGUUUCACUGACACACUUGACGUUUGGCAAGGAGUUCACAGAGGCUGUGGAGAUGAAGCAGGUGGCCCAGCAGGAGGCCGAGAGGGCAAGAUUCGUCGUGGAGAAGGCGGAACAACUGAAGCAGGCUGCCAUCAUCUCGGCCGAGGGCGACUCCCAGGCCGCCCUGCUCAUCGCCAACUCACUCAUGGAGGCCGGCGACGGCCUGGUGGAGCUGCGCAAGCUGGAGGCGGCCGAGGACAUCGCCCUCCAGCUGUCUCGCGCGCGGAACGUCACGUACCUGCCAUCAGGGCAGGGCACGUUGCUCCAGCUGCCCCAGUGAUGGUUGAUGUCCUUAUCCAUGUAAAAUAUAUUCAGUCGACCGUGUGAGAGAAUUAAGACUCGACAUUACAGCUACUCAUGUCUUUAGUGUCUGGAUGUGAAGAACAUAAAAAGCAACAUAUUCCUCAAUCAAUAAACUGACUUUCUAGCG
Messenger RNA from Phyllopteryx taeniolatus (common seadragon), 1125 nucleotides. RefSeq names its product prohibitin (gene phb1). The record is from RefSeq and is a predicted model, not a curated record. Bases 142 to 975 code for a protein of 277 amino acids. Gene Ontology annotation, biological process: mitochondrion organization. Gene Ontology annotation, cellular component: mitochondrion; membrane. NCBI's taxonomy places the organism in Eukaryota, Metazoa, Chordata, Actinopteri, Syngnathiformes, Syngnathidae. The transcript has 7 exons.